Molecule: messenger RNA, 1346 nt
Organism: Capsaspora owczarzaki ATCC 30864
Lineage: Eukaryota; Filasterea; Ministeriida; Capsasporidae
Exons: 1
Coding region: 39-1346 (435 amino acids)
Source: RefSeq, a predicted model, not a curated record
UUUUUUGAUUGUUUUUAGGUCAUCUUUUCAAGAGCAUCAUGUCUGGGUUGGUUGCAGCCGUUCGCUCGGCGAUUGUGGACAAUUUGUUUGGGACGACAGCAGAACCGGACAAUGGUACUGCUCGCAGUGAUGGCAACGAUCUGCCGCAGGACAGCCAGCAGUUUGGCGGGAGCAGCGGUCGCUCAAGCGCUUACGGCCUUCGCUCACUUCCCGCAGUCGCAUACGACCACAUGGAAGCGCCGCACCACCGCGGACACCACCACGCACAGCACCCUCACCCCCACCAGAGUCCGGCGAACGAAGCAGCUCCAGACGAGGACCAGAACCCUGCCUCGACGGCGGGAAUUCAGCAACACCAGCAUUCCUCACUGACCGCCAUCCGGGACAAUCACGAUGCCGAUGCUGAUGCCGAUGCUGCUACCGGGUGGACGCAGACGAGCAGUGAAGCUGUUGUCGAUGAUGAUGAUGACGGCUAUGGCGACGACGGGAUCUCUCACCAGGAGGAGGACGACUUGGUAUUGAAUUCCGCAAACCAAUCCAAACCAUCCCACAUCGAGAAUGACCGCGACGACAAGUUCAAGCGUGCCGGCAACGCAGAUGAAACGACAGUGAACGCUAGCAACGAUAAUGAGGACGAGGAUGACGAUGAUGAAGCCAGCAGCGAUCGUUCCAUGCAUGAUGAUGGCGCUGGUGUGAGUGCUUCAACGCAACAGUUGUCUGAGAAACGCGUCCCGCGCAAGCAGCGAAAUUCGCAUUCUCUACCAACUCGUCGAACAGCAGAUCGCACAACGUUGUUGCAGCAAGAACCAUCUCCAGUUCCAUCCGUCAACGCAAGCGCGAACAACCGACAUGCGGCUGACUCUGCCUCGCUUGCUCGGGGAGGGAAAUUCGAGACCGUACAAUAUCAGCAGCAGCAGUUACAGCACGUCUCUGUAGAGACCUUGAGAGGCUCUAUGGUAGAUAUUAGACAGAUGGCUGGAUACAAGAGCCGGGGUAAAAAGCGCCCGGCGUUCUUCACGCCGCCUGCAGCACGACAGACCCACUUUGACUCCUCAACCGUCCAAGUCGUCCACUCGGACAAUGUGCGCAUUUCCCAAAGAUCUCGCGCCCUGGCUUCUCUGCAUCACCGCGCCCCGCCGCGCAGCCUUCCUGCAUCUCCACUCGCGCUGCAGUCGGCCGACUCUGACCCGCUCUUCCGUCGGCAUGUCCGGGCUCUGCGUGCCAUCGAACGUCAGAUUCGGUCCGAGUACACUUACUCGAACGUCUCGGCGCCGAACGAUCAGCCGCUGAUCGACUCGCUGGUUGACUCUGUUUGGGGGCUUUGGGAUAAGUUUCUUGCUGCAUGA